UGAUAAAAAUCGAAACAGAGCAUGGCGCUCGUGGGUGGAGAAGGGUAUCCCAUGUUUGUAGAUAUGCCAUCUCAUCGACGCGAGUGGAGAUGAGGGCCAGUAGCACGGAUCACCUAUAGGAUAACAAUCGCAGCAACCUUCUCAAAUACUUUCGUACUGAAUACUGCUUGGGAGACAGUGAUUAAGUACUGAGGCCCAAGUUCAUGAAUGCGGCUCCUUGUGCCAUGCCUUCUGGCAGUGUUAAGCAGACGCGUUUCAAAGAGCAGAGCUCGUUCUUCAAGUUUCUCGCUAGGUCAAUUAUCAUCACGUGCGAUAUGGGAGCAUUUUAACGCAGUUUCCCUGCGCAGAGUGGGUCCUUCUCUUUCUCAUCCAAAAAAAGGUGCAAACUCAAUUCGGCGCUGUGCGGUGUUGCGGGACAUUGAAA
Gamsiella multidivaricata is the source of this 424-nucleotide messenger RNA. RefSeq lists its product as uncharacterized. The annotation marks the transcript as partial. The transcript has a single exon. Lineage: Eukaryota; Fungi; Mortierellomycota; Mortierellomycetes; Mortierellales; Mortierellaceae. The record is from RefSeq and is a predicted model, not a curated record.